AAGUGCACGCCUAGAACCCAAACAGACUAUAUCCAAUCGCCAAAGCCCCAAGAAUUGAAGUUAGCAGCGUUCAGGGCGACCGCCGAUUGUCUUGGAACUCUGGUGAUGUCAUUAGCGACGGUGAAAUUUCGCCGUAGCGCCUGAGAACCCGAUCCGCAAGUUCGAAGUACGGAGUUCCGACUCGCGAUACUGUCUGCAUCCUAGUGGGCUGCACCUGGGGUAAGGAAGGAUAGUACAACCAAGACGCAUGCAAAGGACCGAAGGAGAGAAUGGAUGAAGAAUAUAUAGUUUAGAUGUACGGACGUCCGUCUCGGAAAAAACACGCUUACAGUUUCCUUUUCAUCCUGCUGCACAUGUUUAGCCGCAGUACCUUCCAUAUCUGUGUCAGAAUCAUAUCUCAGCCACUCAGCACCUAAAAUCCCCAUCCGCACCUUCUCCGAAUUUCCUCGUCGCCAAAAAGAUGCCGUCAGCUACAAGUCCUCUCAACAUUCUCAUAAACGGCUCUGGUAUCGCCGGUCCUGUCACUGCAUACUGGCUGCACCGCUUUAUGCCAACAUGUCAAAUCACCAUCCUAGAGCGUGCGCCUGAACCAAGAUUGGGUGGACAAGCCGUGGAUCUCCGCUCUUCAUGUCUGCCAAUCGUGAAGAAGAUGGGAGUAUUGGAAAAAGUGAAAGAGAAGACUACAACAGAAGUUGGCAUGCAAUUUGUGUACCGGGAUGGCCAAAGGCGAGCGACUUUCGAGGCUACUGGAGAGGAGGAGCGGCAAAGUGCAACAAGCGAGUACGAAAUCCUACGAGGAGACAUGGCACGCAUCGUGUAUGAACUCACAAAGGAUAACCCACAAAUAACCUACAUUUUCGACGAGAUGGCCAUCGAAGUCCAACAAGACGAAUCAGAAGACGGCAAAGCCCUCGUCACCUUCAAGAACGGCAAACUCCCUCCCACAGAAUUCGACGUUGUGAUAGGCGCCGAUGGCCAGAUGUCAAGGACCCGCCGUAUGGUCUUUGGUCACGGACCCAACAACGACGAUUACCUGUAUCGUCUCGGACAGUACUCUGCUCUCUUCACCAUGCUUCGCGAUCCCACCGACACCCAGUAUGCACAGUGGUACAAUGCAUCGCGCGGCCGGCUGUUUUUGUUACGACCUGAUCAGUAUGGUACAACCAGAGCUUAUCUCGCCGUCACCGAUGCGAACUUGAGUCGUUUUGAUGAGCUAGAUAAGCUGUUGAAGAAGGGAACCAGGGAGGAGCAGCAAGCGUGGUUCGAAAAGGAGUUUGAGGGCGCCGGAUGGCAGACUGAGCGUUGCAUACGGGAGAUGAAGAAGGCGGAUGACUUCUACAUGCAGCAGAUUGCGCAGGUCAAGAUGGAUACUUGGCAUAAGGGGCGAGUGGCUCUAGUGGGCGAUGCUGCGUAUUGCCCAAGUCCGAUCUCUGGUGUCGGAACUGGAGCAGCCAUAGUCGGCGCCUAUGUCCUCGCUGGCGAGAUCUCUCGUAACCAAGAGGAUAUCCCCACUGCACUAGCAAACUACGAACGUGUUGCACGGGAAUACGUAGACAAGGCGCAGAAGCUGAUCCCAGGAGCACCACAGAUUGCGAACCCGCAGACUGAGUGGGGGAUUAAGAUCUUCAACACUGUGACCGGCACGCUAUCACAUCCGUAUAUUCAGAAGUUCAGUGGUGUGAUUGGAAAGAUCAUUCCGGCGUUUGGGUCGUCAAAGAUUUGGAGCCCGCCAGAGUACGGGUCAUAGAGUCGACGUAUGGCUCGUGUAUUAGCAUUCUAGUUCAGGAUAGAUCGAAUAUGCGCUGGUGGAAUACCGCAUGAUUUUAGCACUAAUGCUUUCACC
Molecule: messenger RNA, 1843 nt
Organism: Alternaria alternata
Lineage: Eukaryota; Fungi; Ascomycota; Dothideomycetes; Pleosporales; Pleosporaceae
Product: FAD/NAD(P)-binding domain-containing protein
Exons: 3
Coding region: 461-1747 (428 amino acids)
Molecular function (GO): FAD binding
Source: RefSeq, a predicted model, not a curated record